UCCUUGUGAGUCAUGUGCGUAUAACCAGCUCCACGGAACUCUCUUAUGACAUCACCAACAGAUGCUUUCCUUGGGUGCCGCUCGCUCGUCUCCAGCGGCUUCCUCGGGGCUCUUGGGGGAUGCCUGCGGGAAGCCCCCUGCUCCUGUGGCUAGCCCUUUUCUCCCAGGCUUCUGCUUGCCUCCUCUGCUUCUCCAGCGCACCCCAGCGCCUCCGCAUUUGCCAGCAAUUUUUAGGCCACCACAGUGCUCGACAUGCCGUGUGCCUCGAGGCCCUGCAGGAGGGCUUUCGGCCCCACACCGCAACCCAGGUGGGUGAGUGCCGUCCCGCUGAGCAUUGCACCGAACCCAUGGAGGAGGCAGGUGCGUGCAGAGGUGCUUCCGAUGUCCAGCAUUCAGGGCACACGAUCGCAGACAUUCUUGCUGGGUUUGGGAGGCAGAAGGCAAGGGCCACCUGCAUUUCUGUAUCUGAAAUUGAGAAGCUGAAGGACACUUUUGCCAGAAUCGUUUUUUACUUGGAAGAGAAAGGCAUGGCUGCAGUGCCUUAUCGUCUAGCCAUUCAAGAGGCUGCUGAACACAUUAAAAAAGAGCUGGCAGAACUGAAGGAUGGCUUCCAGAGGGAGGCCCGUCGGUUCCAGUGUUCAUCCUGCAGCAUUGUGGACUGCCAGCUGCCCAUUGACUGCCCAGUUCAAGAUGUGCACAAGCAGGAAGGGGACGGCACUCUUCUCAGCUGUGAGGUUAAAUUUCAGAUUCCCACAGACAGCACCUUCAGAUGGAAAUUUGCCAAGGAUCUGGAAGGUAAGCGAAUUAAGGAGGGGUGGAUAGCACUCAAAAGGGUCCCACACUGUGAUCUGUGCCGUUCUCUUUCCUUCUGUCAUCUGCAGCUCCGAACUGAGGACCUUUCCCUCUUCCAAGAUCUGCAGUUCGGGUUCAGUCGUUCCCUCCUGAUCCAGCCCACCCUGGGAUCCCAUCAUGGAACAAUAGCCUGCGAGAUCGCUGAGGAAGAGGAUGUGCUCAUUAGGAAGUUCUACUACCUCAAUGUGACAGAGAAAAGGACUGGACUUGAGAAAAGGCUGCAAGACAUGUUCAAAGCCAUCCUGAAUCCCCCAGUGGACCAUCAGCGAGAGGAGGCGGAGGGGGUGGUGGUGAACCGGCCACCUUCUCUGCAAGAGAUGCUCUCUGCGCCAGAUGCCCUGAGCAAGAAAAACGUCAUCCUCCUCAUAUCAGGGAUAGCCUUGAGCUCCAUGGCAUUAACCCUGGCAGCACUGACAAUUUAUCACUGGGCUACAGGCGUCACAUCCUGAACUGGGGCGUGGAAACUGUAUUUUCUUCUCUGUUUCACUUUAUCUUGGGAAAGGAAGGCUCCACGUGAACGUCAUCAUGACUAAACAGCAAGAACAACAACAACAACAAAACCUCCAGACAAGUCCUGUGCUGCUCAGCUCGUUCAGGAAACACUUUUGUAAUAUGUGCACGAAGGGGCCUAGGUUCACUCCUCCCCUUUUUCAUAAAUGGAUGGAUGAUUUGUGAAAAUCCAGCAAGAUGGCAAAAGCCGGAGGAGUCUUCCCAAACAUUAUGCCUUUGAGAUGUUGUGAACACAAUCCCAUCAUCCCAGGCCGCUGCGGCCAAUGGUCAGGCAGGCUGGGAGUUGUAUUCCAAAACCUCUGGAGGGCACUACAUUGAGGAAGGCCAGUCAGUUUAUUGUAUUUAGCCAUAGGGGAUUACAAAUUAACAAGGUAAAACAUUGAAUUAACAAAGAAAACCAUAA
Molecule: messenger RNA, 1765 nt
Organism: Varanus komodoensis (Komodo dragon)
Lineage: Eukaryota; Metazoa; Chordata; Lepidosauria; Squamata; Varanidae
Product: sperm acrosome membrane-associated protein 6-like
Exons: 10
Coding region: 120-1301 (393 amino acids)
Biological process (GO): fusion of sperm to egg plasma membrane involved in single fertilization
Source: RefSeq, a predicted model, not a curated record